GGGGCGCGGACGGGAUAGGAAGGGGCUCAGCGGGUGCGCGGGAAAGUGGGAGCCCUCGUGUUUUCCCGACUGCUGGCCCACCUGGCCGAAGCGAGGAGAGAAUUCCGAGGGCCGGGCUUGGGUUGGGUGGCGCUGGAUUCCCAUCUUGGGCGUCCCCAGGCCCCUUCCCCCACAAGCACACAUCAAAAAUAAGCUUUGGCCGUUCGCAUAGAUUGGAUGAGGGCCUUUGUGAACUGAAGAACCAGAAAGGAAAAACUGCACACAGUGUCCUUAAAGCUUGAGGCAACCUUGGGAUUCUGGCCUAGUGCUGACUUCUUGUGUGAGUCUGGAGAUUAGGAAGUGGCUGCCUGAAGUAUUUUCCAAAGAAUAAACAUUACAAAGCAUUGAAUACCGAAGUUCACAAGAAGAUCCUAUUGAUUUGGGGGAACACAACGUCCAGCAGCCACAAGGGAUGCUGCCCCUCAGGUGCCAUCUGAAACGAGCUCCUCCUCAGAAGAUUUUGUGUAGGUUCUGUGCCAUGAUGGGGAAACUGCAAAGCAAACUCAAACACAGCACUUAUAAAUACAGCAGGCCCGAUGCAAUUAUAGAAGAGAGAAUUCAAACUACAGCUUUUCAUGAGUAUAGCCCCGCUCACGUGGACACCGUCUCUGUUGUUGCUGCUCUGAACUCAGACCUCUGUGUCUCCGGAGGAAAAGAUAAGACAGUUGUGGCCUAUAACUGGAAAACCGGAAAUGUGGUGAAAAGGUUCAGAGGACAUGAACAUGACAUCACCAAGAUAGCCUGUCUUCACAAAUCAAACCAGUUCUUCAGCGCCUCUCGGGACAGGAUGGUCAUGAUGUGGGACUUGCACGGCUCCUCACAACCCAGGCAGCAGUUCUCGGGCCAUGCCAUGGUGGUCACUGGAUUAGCUGUGAGUCCUGACUCAACACAGCUGUGCACUGGCUCUCGGGACAACACCCUAGUCCUGUGGGAUGUGGGGACCGGACAGUGUGUGGAGAGAGCUUCGGUCUCCAGGAACCUGGUCACUCACCUGUGUUGGGUCCCCAGAGAACCAUAUGUACUACAGGCUUCUGAAGAUAAAACCAUCAGAUUAUGGGACAGUCGGGGGCUCCAGGUGGCUCAUAUAUUCCCUGCAAAGCAACACAUUCAGACCUACUGCGAGGUCAGUGAGGACGGACACAGGUGUCUCUCCUGCAGCAGUGGCUUUGGAGGAGAAGGCUGUGAAGCCACGUUGUGGGACCUAAGACAGACGCGGGACAGAAUCUGUGAGUAUAAGGGGCAUUUCCAGACGGUGGCAUCCUGUGUCUUUCUACCGAGAGCAUUGGCCUUGAUGCCUGUAAUCGCUACCUCAUCACAUGACUGCAAGGUGAAGAUUUGGAACCAAGAUACUGGCGUGGCUGGUUUCCCACUUCCUCCCCCCAGCCUGCCUGUUCACCUUGUCUUUGGAUGGAUCAGGACCUUUGACCUCCCUGGCCGUUGGCGACACCAUCUCCUUAUUAUGUGCAAGUUUCCGCAGAGGAAUUCACUUGCUCAGAGUGGACCACAGCUCAGGGCUGGAACUGCGGGAAGUGGCAGUAUUCUGAGGCCAAGAGACGUUUGCUGGACAAAAUCAAGCCAUGGCCUCUCCUUUCCCAGUAUGGCUUUGUUUUCCCAUGUUAUCUUCAGGGGAUGGCAAUGUGCGGUUGGUGUUCUUUGUUUAGGUUCACUUGUCUUAGAAGGUAUAUCAGUGUUAGAAGUCAAUGUGAAGCCAGUGGUUCAAAAUCAGGUACAGAGUUUAGAGACAUGGGUUAAACAUAAGGUUCUCAAUCUACGUUAAAUCCAGAUGCAAGUUUUAGCGAGCUCUUGGAACUGCUCUUCAGAAAAAAUAUUUAUGGCUCAAAUGGUGACCUGUUAGGCCUCUGUCAUAGGCCUCUGUGAAAUUCAAGACACACACUCUGAGUCUGUUGAACUGACUUGUUCCAUGUCUCCACAAAAGAAAGAAAAGCAAGGGGGAGAGACACUCUGCUUUGCUUGCCUCAAACUUAUCCACACGGGAAAGAACAGUGCAGCUCCAUAGAGGAAGUAGACUGCAGACAUGAGAUUCAGCUCCAGGCACUGCUCCUCGGCAAUGUGAAGAAGCAAAGUGAGGGCAAGAAAGCAAAAACCUUGGCUUCUACUCAAAAUAGUAGAAGAGAGGGUGGCAGAUCCCUGCCAGAUCAGCACGGAGGUUACAUGAAAAUCAGACCCGAGAUGGCUUGAAGAGGCCGACAACCCCAAGGACCUUGUCAGAAUUGUAGGAGUUAUCAAACUGCGUCUGUGGAUAAGAAAAUGGAGAGGUUGCGAGAUUAAUGCUGAAAAAUUUUUAUUUGUACAUUUUAAUAUAUUUAUUGUUUUAUGUAAACUCUUUCCAGGGAAUGGCCAGAGUGAGGCAAAGGGAAUAUCUGCAAUGACAAUAGGACAUAUAGGAAAAAGUAGAGGCAUGGACUCAACCGUGUGCUCCCACUGAGCCCUGCAGCGAGGAAGGGCAGGGUGCUCAGAUCUGCCUGUGUGGCCCCAGGAGAUCAGUCUCACCUGGUACUCACAAGCCCACUUUCCUCCAGGGAAAAUAGAGUCCCUCCUGCCUUCAGGUAAGCCCACGCCUGAGGCACCUGCCACCGGGGGAUUCCCUUUCUGACGAAAGAAAGAUUGUGCAUUUGUCUCUGUGGCCCCUGCCAGCCCCUGAUGCCCGUGGCUGACAGCCAUCUUCCUGUCUCCCUCCUGCUCCUCUGUAAGUCCAGCUCCCUCAAGCUGUCCCCACUGCCUGGGCAGGAGAAUCUUAAGCUCCUGCAAAGCGUCAAAUCUGAGUUUGACUCUCCAGUUCUCCAUUUAGCUGGAUCUUGGGCAAGUUAUGAAAUCCUCACUUGUUAUAUGGGGCCAUAAUCAUGGGUUCCUCACGUGGCUGUUCUGAGGACUGAAUAGAACUAUAUUAAUGCCAAGCAAGGUACCAGGUGCUUAUAAAUGGUAGCCAUUGGUAUUUAUUGCCCUCUGUCCAGACCAAAUGCUCUUUUCCACACAUUUACCAGUCAUCUAUCCUCCAUAGAUCUUAUUUUCUAAGACUUUAGCCAUUGUUCAGCUUCCCCUUUGAUUCCUUAAGUUAUGGCCCUUGGCACUCUGGAAACACAAAGGGAUAGUGAGCACGGAAACUGCUCUAUUGAGCACCUAAAGAUUUAUUCUCACCUUCUUUAAAAAAAAAAAAAAAAGAUUUAUUCUCACUCUGAUUCUUAUUGUUAUCCCCAUUUCACAGAUGAGGACGCUGAGG
This is a messenger RNA of Myotis myotis, 3277 nucleotides long. RefSeq names its product WD repeat domain 31 (gene WDR31). The coding region runs from base 452 to 1816 and encodes 454 amino acids. The transcript has 11 exons. Gene Ontology annotation, molecular function: protein binding. The record is from RefSeq and is a predicted model, not a curated record. Lineage: Eukaryota; Metazoa; Chordata; Mammalia; Chiroptera; Vespertilionidae.